Molecule: messenger RNA, 1614 nt
Organism: Medicago truncatula (barrel medic)
Lineage: Eukaryota; Viridiplantae; Streptophyta; Magnoliopsida; Fabales; Fabaceae
Product: F-box/FBD/LRR-repeat protein At5g53840
Exons: 3
Coding region: 159-1238 (359 amino acids)
Molecular function (GO): protein binding
Source: RefSeq, a predicted model, not a curated record
UGAAAAGGCACACAAUUGCGCCUCUCUCUCUCUCUGACGGUGUAAAGUGGCGAAAGGUAAUUCUUCAUUCCUCAAUCUAUUCAUUUUCAGUUUAACCCUAAUUUAUCAUCUUCCCUAAAUAGUUGUUCCCCAUUGUAGAAUCUGAAUCAAAUACAACAAUGAAGAAACAAAGAAUGGAAAAAGAUAGACUUAGUGAGUUACCCGAUCAUCUUAUCCUUCAAAUUCUCUCCUUUUUGUUUGCCAAACAAGCCGUUCAAACUUGCAUUCUCUCCAAAAGAUUCGACAAUCUCUGGAAGCGUCUUCCCACCCUUAGGUUAACUUCUUCAAGCUUUAAGCAUCUCAAAGAUUUCACCAAAUUUGUUUCCAAGAUUUUGUCUCUUCGCGAUCACUCUACCUCACUCCACUCUCUCACUUUUCACCGUCAUAGUUUAGUAGAGCCUCACCUGCUUAAAAGGGUUCUAAAAUACGCUGUUUCACACAAUGUUGAACAAAUAUAUGUCCGUGUUAAAUGUGAUAUUCAACACUUUCCGCCUACCUUAUUUUCAUCUCACACUUUAACAUCACUCAAACUUGCUCUUGUUCACCCUAAAAUUUAUGCUAAGAGAGCAUUAUUUCCAACAAAUUCUAUCAAUUUGCCAUCAUUAACCACAUUGUGUCUACAUUUAUUCGCCUUUAGUGUCAACAAUGAUGGCUGCGCUGAGCCUUUUUCAAUAUUCAACAAGUUGAACACUUUGGUCAUUGAUAAAUGUGAAGUUGAGGAUUCACAAAACCUCUGGAUAUCAAGCGCCACCCUUGUCAAGUUAACAAUAGUCACCCGUGAUUAUCCUCCUGAUGACUGUAUUGAAAUCGAGUUAUCUACUCCAAAUCUUUGUACCUUUACUUUUAUUGGUUCUCCUUUUCACAAACUCUAUGGGAGCAAGACCAAUCUCGCUUCUAUCAAACAUGUAGACAUUGAUGUAAAUUUGAUGGCAUCUUCUGCCGAGUAUUCAUCCUUUCUACUCAACUGGCUGAUUCAACUUACUAAUAUCAAGUCAUUGACACUCUCUUCACCUACUCUUCAGGUUCUUUUCUUAGUUUCUGAUUUACUGAAGGUUGAGCUCUCUUCUUUGAGUAACCUGAAGUCACUGAAAGUAAUGAGGAAAAAACCUUCAUCCAUACCUGAUGGAAUAGUGGACUUUUUGAUUCAAAACUCACCCUCGGCAAAGGUUGACAUUAUAGAGGUUGACAUUGAAGAUUGAUUAAGGUUGUAGGACAAAGCAGAAGAACAAAGGAUAAAAUGACGAAAACAUAUGGAUGGAGUGAACGAUGGUGUUGGUGACAACAUGAAUGCAACUAACUUUUCUUGACGUUUCUUAUUCUGAGAUGUGUUUGUCUGUGGGAUGCAUCUUUUUAUCUAUUUCAUGUAAAAUGAACUCUUUAAUACAAACAUAGUUGAACAAUUUCAAGUUUAUGUUGCUUAGUCAUCAAUCAAAGGUCCUACAAAAAACAAUGUAUGAGGUACUAAUGACAGUUUUUUACUCUUAUGGUUUGGGAGCUCUAAGUUGAUGUUGCAUAGUGACAAAUGUUUUCAUGUAUUGGUUUCGGCAUCGUUUAUUAAUCGAUGAUAUUAACUUU